GAAACACAAGAGACUGAGAAGAUCAGACUAGAAACACAACAUGAAAGACAAAAACUGGAGGAAAUAACAGCUCAACUCCAGAAAGAGAGAGAAGAAAUCAACAAUCUUAUUGAGGAGACAACAAGAAAAGACAUGGUCUUGGAUGAAAUGAACACAGAAAUUGAAGUGAAAACUAAAGCCAUUCAAUCUGAUAGAGACAUGCUUGAGAAGGAAAAACAUGAUCUUGAGAAAAUCAAAAGUGAACUUGCUAAAGCCAAGGAGGAUCUUGAAAAAGAAAGAGAAAAGCAAGGAAUCAUACUGGCAGAGAUACAGAAAGAGAGAGCCUCCCUAAAGGAGAUGAAUGAGACCAUCACAAGACAAAUACAUGAUAUUAAUAAAGAUCAAGAGGAACAAAUGAGACAAAAACAACAUGAAAUUGAACAACUGAAAACUGAAAUUUAUAAUCAGAAACAAGAACAAGACAAUGACAGAAACAUUAUAAUAAAAGACAGAAGUCAGCUUGAUCUGAGACAAUCCGAGUUAGACAAACAACAGACAGAAGUGAGUGACAUUAUGGAAAAAAUGAGGAAUGAAAGAAAACACCUAGAUAAAGAUAAACAAGAGAUGGAAGAACAGAAACAGCAACUGAAGAAAGAAAGAGAUGAUGUUGACCAAAGCAGAAAAGAUCUGAAUGAAGACCUAAAGAUGAUGACACUUCAGAAACAAGUGAUUGAAGAUGAGAAGAACAAGUUAGAACAGAUGAAGAUUGAGCUGCAAAGAGAAGCUGAUGAUAUCCGAAAGCUCAAAGAAGAAACACAAAAUGAGAGACAGAGUUUGGAAAAGAUGGCUGAAGAACUUCAGAAAGAGAGAGAAGAUAUUGUUCAUCUUAAUGAAGAUACAAAGAAAAAUAAUAAAAUCCUUGAUGAAAUGAAAGUUGCAAAUGAGUCUUUAAUUGCAGAUCUUCAAAGAGAGAAAAACAACCUUGAGCAAAUGAGACUGAACAUCUCCAAACAAACUGAUGACAUUGAAAAUGAGAAAGAGAAAAUGAAACUCAGAGAAGAUGAACUAGAGAUACUACAAGCAGAGAUUCAUAAACAACAAAGUGAAGUGGAAAAGGAAAAGAACAACAUUGAAAGUGAAAGAGCUGCAAUGAUCAGGGAAAAACAGGACAUGAUGACUGAGCUGAGAAAAAAGUAUGAAGAUGUUGAGCUUCAGAUGAAGGAGAUAUUGACUGAAAAGGAAAUGUCGGAAAAUGGUAGACAACUGCUGAAGAGAGACAUGGAAAAUCUGCAACAAAAACUAGUUAAUGUAGACAGAGAUUCAGAGAGUCUGAAACUUGAGAGAGAAGCUUUGGAGAAUGAGAAGGAAAUGAUAAAACAGAUCAAAACUGACCUGCAACGAGAAAUACAAGAGAUUGAGAAGAUCAGACUAGAAACACAACAUGAAAGACAAAAACGGGAGGAAAUGACAGCUCAACUCCAGAAAGAGAGGAAAGAAAUCAAUGAUCUCAUUGAGGAAAUUAAAAAGAAGGGAGAUAUUCUUGAUGAAACCUAUACUGAAAUACAAAGGGAACAAGAAGCAAUUGAGAGAGGCAAAGGCUUGAUUAGAAGGGAACGGUCUGACUUAGAGAAAACCAAAGCUGAGAUGUCUCAAACCAAGGAAGAGCUUGAAAAACAGCUUUCUGAACAAAAAACAAACAUUGAGAUCACACUGGCAGAGAUACAACAAGAGAGAAACAUGCUUGAACAGAUGAGUGAGAAAAUAACUAGAGAAAAAAUGGCACUUGAAGAUGAAAAGCAAGAGUUACGAAUAGAAAAGGAAGAACUUGAAAGAAUGCGGGCAGACAUCGAAAGAAAACAAGGAAAUAUUGAUCACCUGAGGUUUGGCAUAACAGAAGAGAGUCUGCUUGAGAAAUCAGAGGCUGAAAUAGUUCUUCAACAGAGUGACGUGGAUGUAGUCAAAUCUUUAACAGACAAAGAAAUGUCAGAUCCAGAUGGAAAAAGUGUCUUGAUGGAGCAGAUGCUGGAAAUGGACUUAAAAGAUGCAUUAGAAACAGAUGUUGAGAGCCAAAAGUCAGACUUACCUGAAGCUGAGGAUUUACCUCAUAAACAGGAGAUGAUGUUAGAGAAGAAGUUUAUUGAAGAUGAAAAGGACAAACUGGAACAGAUGAGAGCUGAACUGCAAAGUGAAGCCGAACACAUUGAAAUGGAAAAGCAUGACAUGCAAAAUGAAAGACAGAAGCUAGAAGAAAUGUCAGCUCAACUUCAGGAAGAGAGAAGUAAUCUCGAAAGCCUUAACGAGAAGAUUAAUGUUCAAAAAUUUAAUCAACAAAAGCCAGCAACUGAGUUUGAAAUGGAGAAGACUGAUUUAGAGAAAAUCAAAACAGAAAUUGCUAAAGCCAACAAACUUCUUGCAGAACAGCAAGAAAAGAAUGAGAAGACAAUAAAAGAGAUGCGGACAGAGAGAGACGCUCUUGAAGAAACGAGGGUGAAAAUCUCAAAACAAGUGGAGACUAUUCAAAAAGCGAAUGAAAGUCUUUCUCGCAGAGAAAGUGAACUUGCAAAGCUUCAGGAACACAUUUUACAACAACAACAUGAAAUGGAUGAACUGAAAAACACAAUCAUGAUGGAAAUGAGUCAACUGGACCAGAGACAAACUGACAUUGAUCUAUUACAGCGAGAGGUUGAUGAUCUAAUGGAAUUCACAAAGACAGAAAUGACCAACGUAGAAAGAGAAAGAGUGGAAAUGAUGGCACAGAAGAGAAAUAUAGAGAGAGAGAUAGUCAGUCUAGAGGAAGAAAAGGAGACAUGUGAACAACUGAGACUAAAAUUACUGGCGGAAAAGGAUCAGGUUGAAAAAGACAGAGAGCUGUUGACCAAAAAUGUGGAUCUUAUGGAGAGGCAAAAAGUGGAUAUGGAGAAAGAAUUAAAGAAUCUAAAAGUUGAGAAACACACAUUUGAAAAUGAGAAGGAGGAACUAGAGAGGAUGAAAACCGACCUUCAAAGACAAGCUGAAGACUUGGAGAAACUAUCUGAGAAGACAAACAAUGAAAGACGGAGGGCAGAAGAGAUGGCAGCCAAAUUUAAAAAGCAAUUAGACGUCAGUGGUAUUCCAGCGGACUACCAACAGGCGGAAGAGCUCAUGGAUGAGACAGAGAAGCAAAGAAAGGAAAUUCAGUCCGCCAAAGACUUGCUUCAAGAAGAAAGAUCUGAGCUGGAGAAAACCAAGGCAGAGAUAAACCAAGCCAUGGAAGAACUAGAUAGACAAAAAACUGACUUGCAGAGAGAUAAAGACAUUCUGAAGCAAAAGAGUACAAAUAACUUGAGACAAAUAGCUCAAAUUGAAGAUAAGAAGGAAAAAAUACAACACAAAGAGAAUGAACUAGAACAAAUGAGAACAGAACUUCAAAAUAAACAAAAAGAAAUGGAUGACAUGAAAAACAAAAUAAAAGAAAAGGCUGAUUUUGAGAAUCUGGAACAAAAGAGAGCUGAGUUGGCUAGAGACUUGGAAAACCUCCAAAAUGAGAAACAAGCUUUUAAAAAUGAGCAAGACGAGCUAGAAAAGAAUAGAGAGGAUAUUAAAAAGUUGAAGCUAGAAGUUCAGAAAGAAAGGCAGAGGGCUGCACAAGAGUUAGAAAAAGAGAGGCAACAAUUUGCUAAGGAGAUCAAAAUGAAAAAUGACACCCUGGAUGAAAUACAAGCUGAGAUAGAAAGACAAAAACUAGCCAUUGCUGUAGACAAAGCGAUUGUUAUAAAGGAAAAUAUGGAUCUGGAAAAAACCAAGGAACAUUUCAAAAGACAAUCCGAGGAGAGUGACAUCACUCAUGCAAACCUGCAGAAAGAGAGAGAGAGUCUUGAUCAGAUGAGAGUGGAGAUCUUAAAGCAAAAACAUGACAUAGAGAGAGAAAGAGGUGAACUGUUAGAGCAGUGUCAGCUGAUGGAGACACUAAAGAAGGACACUGAAAAUGUGGAACAGCUGAGGAAAGAGCUUUUGGAUGAAAAGGAAUUGACUGAGAAAAGCAGAACGCAACUGAAACGAGACAUAGAUGAUAUGGAACAAAAUAAAUCAAAUCUGCAUAAAGAAUUAGAGGAGUUAAAAGUUCAAAAACAGGAUAUUCAAGAUGAAAGAGUUCAACUAGAGCGAAUGAAUGCCGAGUUAGCAAAAGAAAGAAAAGCAAAUGACAAAAUGUUGAGAGAGGCUAAACAAGAAAUGGAGAAAUAUGAGGAGAUCAAAUCAAAUAUUCUAAUCCAAAAAGAAGAGUUUGAGACUAAAAGACAAUCAGAAGUAGAGGAACUUAUUGGUAUGAGAGCAGAAAUACUCAGACAGAAAGAGGAAUUAGAGGACAAGAUGAAAAAGACUAAACGUGAGAUGAAAGAAUUGAAGCUUCUUCAGGAUGAAACUGAUAGCAAGAGGAAAGAUCUUGAUAACAAGAUGAGACAGGCAGCGAGAAAGAGAGAUGAGCUGGAUAAAAUGAGAGCUGAUAUUGAAAGUGCAAAUGAGAAACUUGAAAUGGACAGAGUCAUGUUAAGUAUAGAGCGUGAUGACAUGGAUCGAAUGAAAGCUGAGAAACAACGAGCGGGAGAAGAACUACAAUCUCAUACGGAAGAAAGAGGUGGAGAUCUGGAAGAGAAAGAACAAAUAAACACCAAGAUACAGAGGCUUAUUCAAGAGGCUGAAAAGACUAGGGAAAUGGCCUGGAGAACAAAACAUGACCUGGAAAGAAGCAUGCAGAGAGAUGUUAAUGUUCAGGCGGAUUCAGAGGAAAGGCAAAAAAUGAGUGCUUACAUGCAGAGGCUGAUCCAGGAAAUUGAGCAUGUCAGAGAGGUUCUCAGAAGAAUGAAAGAUGAAGUCAAGGCUGCUAGAAAUGAAAGAUUUGAACUGGAGAACAUGAGACAGGAAGUCGAAGCCAUGAAACAGGGCAUGAAGGAAACCUAUGAGCAACAGAACAAGGAGAUACAAAAAAAGAAGCAGCAAAUUGAGAGUACCAAAGACUUGUUGAGCAAAGAGCGAAGUGAUCUUGAGCAAAAUAGAACUGAUUUGGAGAGACAAAAACAAGAAAUGGCAUUGGACAAACAAAAACUUCAUGACGAAAAUGAACUGCUGAAGAAAGAAAAUGUUGACAUGAAGAAACAAUACGAAAUUCUCAAAAACCUUCUAGAAGAAACAACUAGAGAAAGCACAGUACAAACAGUUAAACCUUCCAGAAAAAAGAAAGUAAUGAGGAGAGAUUCAGAGGAAUUAAGGGAGAAAAUGGAAUCAUUAAGCAUGGACGACCAGCAAGAAGAGAGUAAGAGUCAGACAGAUGAAAUUAACAGACAAAUAGACAAACUGACAGAGUUGAAGGCUGAGCUGGAUCAACAGCAGGUAGAACUUCAGAAAACUAAAGCAGACUUAAAACAUCAGAUGGAUGAGCUAGAAAACAUGAGGUCUGAGAUAUUACAGCAUGAAAAGGACACGAGAGAGGUGGAGCUGAUGGAUAUACAGAGCCAGAGAGAAGUCAUAGAAACAAGGAUUCAGAAAAUGACACAUGAGAAGGGAGAACUGGAAGUCUUAAGGUCUGAAAUAGUCCUAGAAAAGAAAGAUCUGGACCAGAAGAUGAAACAAGUGAUACGAAAGAGGGAUGAGGUGGAGAAAAUGAAGACUGAGAUAGCAAAGGCGAGAGAGGAGAUCAACAGAGAGCGGCAGGAGCUGGAAAUACUCAGGAAUGAUGUUCAAAGUGCAAGAGAGGAUUUUGAGCUAUUGGUGGAGAAAACUGUGAAUCUAGAAGAUGAGGAAAGUACCAAUGCUGACAUCCAAAGACUAAUUUUAAAGGUUGUGAAAAUCAGGGAAAUGGUGAGAAAUCUAAAAGUUGACAUGGAGAGCAGGAUGGAGGAAAGUAAGGUGGUGAGAGAUGAAAAGGAAAACUUCAAGUCUGAGAUCCAGAGGCUCAUUCAAGAUAUUGGACAAAUACGGGAAAAUCUUGGAAGCCUUAGAAAAGAGAUAGAAACCACCAGAAGAGACAAGAAUGAAUUGGAGAAGAUGAGAGCAGAGCUUGCAGAAAAGCAACAGGAGGAAGAGAGCAUGAAAGAAAUGCUGCAGAAAGAAAGAGAAGAACUGGAGCAGCGGAAGGAUGAGAUAAACAGAGAAAAGGAGGAUGUGGAGACCAAAAGAGAGCUGGUUAAGGUAGAAAUAACUAAAGAAAUAAUGGAAGAGUUUAAGGACACAAGAAAGAACAAGGAAGAACUGCAAAAUGUCACUGAGGAACUCUUGAGAAACAAGAGUGAUCUGGAACAACUCAACAGAGAUAUACAAAACCUAUGGCAAACCAUGGAAGAAAUGAAAACCCUGCAUGAAAAGAAAAGGGCUGAACUGGAAGGCAUUACUUCUGAAGUAAAGAGAGGAGAGCAGAUACUGGAGAAGCAGAAACAUGAGUUGGAAGAGAAAAGUUGGAUUGUUGAAGAAAUAGAGAAAAAGAAAGAUACACUUGAAAAGAUCAAUAUGGAAAUACUGAGGAAGCAAAAAGAUAUAGAAAAAGAAAUGGACAAUUUAAGGCAAGAGAAGCAAGAGCUGGAGCUCUCUAGAAGUGAACUACAGCGACAGAGAAUUGACGUCGAAUCUUCAAAACAUGCUUUGAUUAUGGAGAAGGAUCGGUUAGAAGAUGAACAAGCUGAAAUCAAUCAACAGAGGCAUGAAGUGAGUGCUGCCAUGAAGGCUUAUGAUGUGGAGCUGAAAAACCUAGAAAAGAUGAAGAAUGAACUAGAAAAAGAGAGGGCUAAACUUGAUGAAAAGCUCCACAUUGCUGCAAAAAUGGAGGAGAAACUACAGGAAAUGAAGAGUGAACUAAACAAAGAAAAAGAGCAAGUGGAAGAAAUGAAGCAAAUGGUCAGCACAGAGAGACAUUUGAUUGAACAAAAGAAUGCUGAGCUUCAGAAAAAGUCAGAGAUCACUGACAGACUCAUUCAGGAAGCAAACAAUGAGAGAGACAGAUUAACAGACUUCAGUCUAAAACUUCACACACAACGAGAAGAUAUAGAGAAUAUCAUCACAGAAAUAGAGACCAAGAAGGAAGAUCUCAAUAUAAUCAGUGCAGAACUUCAAGAUGAUAAGAUACGACUGAAAAAUGGCAGGGAUGUUUAUGAAAGGGAAAUGACACAUCUGCAGCUUAAGAGGGAAGCGUUAGUGAGAGAAACAGAGGACCUGGAAAGAAAAGCCUUACAACAGAAAGAACAAGAUGAGAUGGCGAAACAAGAGAUUCAAAAUCACAAAGAGGCUCUAGAGCAAAUGAAGGUGGACAUUCUGAAGGAAAGAGAUGAUGUUGACAAAGAGAAGAAAAAUGUAUAUUCAGAAAAACAGAAACUGGAUACACUUCGAGAAGAACUGCAAAGAAAGGAAAGUGAGCUUGAAAACAAAGUAAAAACUUUAAUGGAAGAGCAGCAGCAGCUGAAACAGAUUCAAAAUGAAAUGUAUAAAAUCAAGAAGGAGAUUCAAAGUAAUCUGGAAAGAAAGGAGGCCGAAAUUCAAGAGGAGAAACAGCAAUUAAUGGAAAUGGGUGAAACAAUUACAAGAGAACGCAAUGAAUACAGAAAGCUGACUGAAGAAGUACAGAAAGAAAAAGAGUGGCUUGAAAUCAGCAGAACGUUGAUGGAUCAAGAGAAGGCCAAACUUGAAAACAUGAAAAAUGAUCUGGAGAAGCAAUUACAAAAUCUAAGACAUGAGAAACUGAAUGUACAAGAUGAGAAGAAUGCACUAGAACAGAUAAGAGCAGAAUCCAAAGAGAUCCAAAAUGUUAUCAAGAAGGAAAGAAAGGAUCAAGAGAAAUGCUGGCUGGAAAUUGAGGGUGAAAAGCAAAGAGUGGAGGAAGAAAUUAGACAAUUAGAGAGACAGAGGGAAGAAACUAACAAACUUCACAGUGAGUUGCAAAUAAUUAGAGAUGACAUUAAAAGUAAGAAAGAAAAGAUUGAUAAAGAAAUGGAAGAAUUACUGCAAAUGAGGGUUGACCUGGAGAGAACAAAAGUAGAAAUCGAAAAGGAUAAUCAACGACUUCAAGACGAUAAAUUUAAUCUUGAAAAGACAAAAGCUGAGAUAAAGAUACAGACAGAUAAAAUGAUAAUAAUAGACACCAACCUAAAGGAGAAAGAAAGAGAAAUUAAAAUCCAACUAGAUAAAGACAGAGAAGAAAUUAAAUGUUUGUCUGAAGAGACUGAAAUGAAAAUGAGGGACCUUGAUAAGACGAUAAAGGAGAUGGAGAGACGAAAGCAAGAAAUUGAGAAAACAAAAGUGAUGCUUGAAAAGGAAAAGACAGAAAUUGACAAAGAAAAGAAAGACUUGGAAAAACAAAUGAUGGACCAGAUUGAGCAGAUACAAAAGGACAGACUGGCCCUUGAGGAGAUGAAGGAAGAACUUCUUCGUGAAAAACAAGAAACAGAGGAAGAGAUAAAUAACUUGAUGACUUUAAGAAACAAACUAGAAGCUUUAAGAGCAGAGAUACAGAACAAGCAAAAUGAAAAUGACAUUUUGAAAAAGAAACUUAUUUUGGAAAAAUUAAACAUUGAGGAACGGCAGGUCGAGGUACUCAACCAGCAGCAGCAGAAUGAUCAAACCAGUGAGGAAAACAAAAAAGAGAGAGAAAAUCUGGAAAAACAGAGAUUUGAAACUGAACAGCAGAAACAGAUGUUGGAGCUUAACAUCAUAAAAAUGAAUGAAGAGAAGCAAAUGCUUCAGAAAGCCAAAGAAGAAAUGGAAAACAUAAAAUACAUGACCAACAAAGAAAGAGACAAGGUUGAACAAAUGCAAGGUGAAAUACACCAUCAGAUUCAGUCAAUUGAACUACAAAAGCAACGCAUGCAAGACAAGCAGAAUGCUCUUGAUGAAAAAGAGCUAAACAUACAGAGGAAGGAAAGGGACGUAGAGAAGAGAAACAUAGAAUUAGAUGGGAUCGCUGCUCAGCUUCACAUUGAACAGGAAUAUUUAGAUAAUGUUCCUGAGGAAACCAGUAAGAGACAACAUGCCCUUGAAGAGAUGCAGGUUGAUAUAGAACUGCAAAAACAAGAAAUUAAUAAGGACUAUGAGUUGCUUAAGAAGAUAAGGCAUGAAAUAGACAACAAAAAUAUAGAAAUGAAGCAGAAAAAAGAUGAUCUGCAGAUCUGGACUAAACAUCAGAAAGAUAAGGUUCAAGUCCAGUUAGAAGAGCUAGAGAAAGAAAGAGAAAAACUGGAAAAAAUUAAGAUAAAGCUUCUUACUGAGAGAGAGCAAACUGAAAAAGAGAAAGCUGACAUAAAUAGGGUAAAUGAUGAAAUAGAAUCAAUGAGACAAAGAGUGAUGAUUCAGAAGACUGAGCUGGAGCAGAGAAAUAAAUAUAUUACUGAGCAGCAGCAAAACCUGGAUCAAAGUGUAAGAGAGAUAACGGAAGAAAGAAGGGAAAUGGAUAAGUUGAGAAUUGAACUAGAAGCUCAGAGACAAAGAAUGCAAGAGGACAUGACGACUAUUGCAAACCAGGAAAAAGAACUUUCACAAUUGAGAGAUGACAUACAAAGAGAAAAACAAGACAUUGGUGAAAACAGGAACACAACUAACAAGUUAAUGAAAGAUCUGGAAAUCACGAAAGUCAAGCUGGUGGAACAACAAGAAGUGAUCCGAACUGAAGCAGAAAAACUCCAAGAGGAAAGAAAACUGGUUGACCAGACAAAAUCUGAGGUGCAGAAUGAUGCUGAAAAUCUGAAAAGCAUCUUAGAAGAGAUCAAAAGGGAGCAAGAAAAUAUGGAGAUAAGGGAGGCCCACCUUAAACAAAUGAUGGAUCAAUGUGCCAAUACCAUGGAAGAAAAUAUGAGGAAGAAGACUGAACUAGAAAAGACUAUUGAUGACAUAGAAGAGCAAAAUCAACUGAUUAAGACUGAGAAAGACCAUCUGAAAAAAGAGAGAAAUAACAUUGAAAAGGAAAAGGAAGAUUUGCAAAGACAAGCUGAUGACCUGGAGACGCACAUGACAGAACAAAAAGAAAAAGAAGAGAUGAGUAAAAGAUCAAUGGAUGAAGAGAAAAAGCUUCUUGAGGAAAAGGCUAGCGAAAUUCUGAGACAGAGAGAUGAAAUAGAGAAAGAAAAAAAGGACAUGAUGAAGAAGUGGAAUGAGCUGGAUGUUCUCCAGAAGACAAUACAAAAACAAAGAGACGAAAUGGAAGAAAUCAAAUAUGAGUUAGAGACUGAAAAGGCUGAAAUUAAUCAACAGCAGCAAAGACUGGAGGAGAGUAUAAGUGCUGUGAACGAGGAGAGGAGAGAUCUGGAGAACAUGAGGAAUGAAUCUGAAGAAUAUAGACAACAAAGGGACGAAGAGAUAAGAGUAAAACUAAAGAUGGAGAGAGAGGAACUUGAUCAGAUGAAGAGUGAUCUGGAAAGACUGAAAACUGAAAUAGAUCAUGAGCAGAAGAAAAUAGAUGAUGACAGAAAUAUGAUUGAACAAGGAAGAAAUGACCUGGAGAAGAUGAGGUCUGAAAUAAUGUUACAAAGAAAGCAAAUAGAAGAAGAGAGAUCAGAACUUGACAACAAAAUAAAACAGACUGAUCUAGAAAAAUGUGACAUUGAGAAGAGCAAAGAAAUUGUACAGAAGAUACUGGAUGAGGUAGAAGAACAGAGAAAUUAUAUUAAACUCCAUGAAGAAAAACUUGAACUUGAGAGACAAAAGAUCAAUGAUGAAAAAGAUUGUCAGGCUCAUAUAAAGACUAAACUGCAAAAAGAGAGUGAACAAAUCAGAUGCAUGGAAGAUGAAAUAAAGAAGGAGAGAGAAACACUGAAAGAAAUGGAAGCUCUUCUACAAAAGGAAAAGGAAGAACUUGAGAGUGUCACUGAAGAAACGAAUAGACGAAAAGAAGACCUGGAAAUGAUGAGCGCAAACAUAAAUGAACAAAAACUAGAGCUGAGAAAAUACAGAGAGCUUCUAGAGCAAGAGAAAGAUGAAACAAACAAUAAAUGGAUAAAGUUACAGCAAAGAAUUGAUGAAUUUCAUACUCAAGUCAGACAACAGAAGGAAAAGGAUUUAAUGAAACAGGAGGAGAUGGAAGAAGAAACAAAAAGUCUAGAACAGAUCAAAGUCAAGAUCCUGGAGCUGAAGACUAAAGCUGAGCAGGAACAACAAGACAUAAGCCUAAAAAUACAAGAGUUGAACACACUGCAAGAACAUAUUAUGAAAGAAAAGGAGAAAGAAGAAGAAAUGAGAGUAAAAGUAAAGAUGGAGAGAGAAGAACUUGAUCAGAUAAAGAGGGAAUUGGAAAGAGAGAAAACUGAAAUGGACAAUGACAGGAAGAUGAUUGAACAGGAAAGAGAAGACCUGGAGAAGAUGCGGUCUGAAACAAUGACACAAAGAGAACAAAUGGAAGAUAUGAGAGAAGCAAUCAAAUUAGAGAGAUCAGCACUUGUCCAGAAAACACAAGAGAUUGAGCUAGAAAAGAAUAAAAAGUACAAAGAAAAAGUUCAGAAACUAUUGGACCAGAUGGACGAACAGAGAAAUUAUAUUACACUCCAAAAAGAAGAACUAGACUCGCUGAAAGCACAGAUUAGUAAAGAAAAAGAAAUUAGAAUAAAAGCAAAGAUGGAAAGAGAGGAACUUGACCAGAUAAGGAGUGAUCUGGAAAGAGAGAAAUCUGAAAUUGAUCACGAGCAGAAGAAAAUGAAUAACGACAGAAAGGUGAUUGAACAGGAAAGAAACAACCUGGAGAAGAUGAAGUCUGAAAUAGUGACACAAAGAGAACAAAUGGAAAAACACUUGACAGAGACUAUCAAACUAGAAAGAUCAGCACUUGACCAGAAAAUGCAAAAGAUUGAUCUAGAAAAGGAUGAAACUGAAAAGAACAAAGAAAUAGUUAAGAAAUUAAUGGAUAAAGUAGAAGAGCAGAGCAAUUAUAUUAAACUCCAGAAAGAAGAACUUGACCUUGAAAGACAAAAGAUCACUGAUGAAAAAUAUCUUCUAGCUCAAAGUAAGACAGAGCUGCAAAAAGAAAGCAAACAAAUCAAAUACAUGGAGGAGGAAUUAAAGAAAGAGAGAGAAACACUGAAGGAAAUGGAAGCUCAUCUACAAAAGGAAAAGGAAGAAAUUGAAAGUGUCACUGAAGAAACAAAGAGAAAGAAAGAGGAUCUGGAUGAACAAAAACAAGAGUUGAAGAACUGCAGAGACCUUCUAGAACAAGAAAGAGAAGAAAUAAACCAAAAAUGGACACAGUUACAACUGAGAAUUGAUGAAUUUGAUGCUCAAGUCAGUACACAGAAGGAAGAUUAUAUGAUGGAACAAAAAAAGAUGGAAGAAGAAAGAGAAAGUCUAGAAGAAACCAAAGCUAAGAUCCUGGAGCUGAAGACUAAAGCUGAACAGGAUCAGAUUAUGAAAGAAAAAGAGAAAGAAGAGGAAGAAGAAAUGAGAGUUAAAGCAAACAUGGAGAAGGAAAAACUUGAUCACAUAAAGAGUGAACCGGAAAGAGAGAAAACUGAAAUAGAUCAUGAGCAGAAGAAAAUGGAUGAUGACAGCAAUAUGAUUGAACGGGAAAGAAAAGAACUGCAUAAGAUGAGGUCUGAUAUGAUGACAGAGAGAGAGCAAAUGGAAGACAUGAGAGAAGCAAUCAAACUUGAGAGAUCAGCACUUGAACAGAAAAUGCAAAAGAUUCAUCUAGAAAAGGAUGAAAUUGAAAGCAAUAAAGAAAUAGUUCAGAAAUCAAUGGAUAAUGUAGGAGAGCAGAGAAAUUAUAUUAAACUCCAGAAAGAAGAAAUUGACCUUGAAAGACAAAAGAUCACUGAUGAAAAAUAUCUUCUAGCUCAAAGUAAGACAGAGCUGCAAAAAGAAAGUGAACAAAUCAAAUACAUGGAGGAGGAAAUAAAGAAGGAGAGAGAAACACUGAAGGAAAUGGAAGCGCACCUACAAAAGGAAAAUGAAGAACUUGAGAGUGUCACUGAAGAGCCAAAGAUACAGAAAAAGGAUCUGGAAAAGAUGAGCACAAACAUAAAUGAACAAAAACAAGAGUUGAGUAAAUACAGAGAGCUUCUAGAGCAAGAGAAAGAUGAAAUAAACAAUAAAUGGAUACAGUUACAGCAGAGAAUUAAUGAAUUUGAUACUCAAGUCAGACACCAGAAGGAAAAGGAUGUAAUGAAACAGGAGGAGAUGGAAGGAGAAAGAAAAAGUCUAGAACAGACCAAAGUCAAGAUUCUGGAGCUGAAGACUAAAGCUGAGCAGGAACAACAAGACAUAAGCCUAAAAAUACAAGAGUUGAACACACUGCAAGAACAUAUUAUGAAAGAAAAAGAGAAAGAAGAAGAAGAAGAAAUGAGAGUAAAAGCAAAGAUGGAAAGAGAAGAACUUCAUCAGAUAAAGAGGGAAUUGGAACGAGAGAAAACUGAAAUGGAAAAUGACAGGAAGAUGAUUGAACAGGAAAGAGAAGACCUGGAGAAGAUGCGGUCUGAAACAAUGACACAAAGAGAAAAAAUGGAAGACAUGAGAGAAGCAAUCAAAUUAGAGAGAUCAGCACUUGUCCAGAAAACACAAGAGAUUGAGCUAGAAAAGAAUAAAAAGUACAAAGAAAAAGUUCAGAAACUAUUGGACCAGAUGGACGAACAGAGAAAUUAUAUUACACUCCAAAAAGAAGAACUAGACUCGCUGAAAGCACAGAUUAGUAAAGAAAAAGAAAUUAGAAUAAAAGCAAAGAUGGAAAAAGAGGAACUUGACCAGAUAAGGAGUGAACUGGAAAGAGAGAAAUCUGAAAUUGAUCAUGAGCAGAAGAAAAUGAAUAACGACAGAAAGGUGAUUGAACAGGAAAGAAACAACCUGGAGAAGAUUAAGUCUGAAAUAUUGACACAAAGAGAACAAAUGGAAAAACACUUGACAGAGACUAUCAAACUAGAAAGAUCAGUACUUGACCAGAAAAUGCAAGAGAUUGAUCUAGAAAAGGAUGAAAUUGGAAAGAACAAAGAAAUAGUUCAGAAAUUAAUGGAUAAAGUAGAAGAGCAGAGAAAUUAUAUUAAACUCCAGAAAGAAGAACUUGACCUUGAAAGACAAAAAAUCACUGAUGAAAAAUAUCUUCUAGCUCAAAGUAAGACAGAGCUGCAAAAAGAAAGAGAACAAAUCAAAUACAUGGAGGAGGAAAUAAAGGAGAGAGAAACACUGAAGGAAAUGGAAGCUCAUCUACAAAAGGAAAAGGAAGAAAUUGAGAGUGUCACUGAAGAAACAAACAGACAGAAAGAGGAUCUGGAUGAACAAAAACAAGAGUUGAAGAACAGCAGAGACCUUCUAGAACACGAAAGAGAAGAAAUAAAACAUAAAUGGACAGAGUUACAACUGAGAAUUGAUGAAUUUGAUGCUCAAGUCAACAAACAGAAGGAAGAAUAUCUAACAGAACAAAGGGAAAUAGAAGAAGAAAGUAAAGGUCUACAAGAGAUCCUGGAGAUAAAGACUAAAGCUGAGCAGGAACAUCAUGAUGUAAACCUAAAAAUACAAGAGUUAAACACGCUGCAAGCACAGAUUAUUGAAGAAAAAGAGCAACUACAAGAAAUCAGAAAUAAGGUUUUGAAUGAAACAGCCACACUUGAGAUGAGAGCUGCUGAGAUAAUUCAACAACAACACACACUGGAUGAGAAUCUGAAAGAGAUGAGAUACGAGAGAAAUGAACUUCAUAGGAUGCAAAAGGAACUUCAGGCUGAAAGACACCAAAUGGAAAAGGAAAUGAAUACCAAAACUGAUGAAUUAAUGAGAGAAAGACAAGAAAUUGAAAUGAGCAAGAACAGGACAAACAAACUAACAGAGGACAUGGACAUCAUGAAAGCUAAACUUAUUGCACAAGAAGAAGAAAUGCAAGUUGAAAAAGAAAAACUAAAUGAAGAGAGAAAAGAAUUUGAGCAAUUAAAGAGUGAUACAGAAAGAGAGAAACAAGAACUCAGUAAGAAUAAAGACAUCAUGAAUACACUAAAAGAGGAACUUCACCUGGAAAAGAAGAGAAUGAAUGACGAGAGGGAAGAGAUGGAUGUGAGCAGUAAGAAGGUUAAAUUACAGAUACAGACAGACAAACAGAUGAUUGCUAAAAUGAAGGCCCAACUCCAAAGUGAGAAAGAUGUAUUUGACCAUAUCAGAGAAGAAAUGGAGAAAGAAUGGGCAGCAUUAGAAGCAGAAAAACAAACUCUUCAGCAAAACAGCAAUGAAAUCUUGAGACAAAGGGAAGACACAGAAAAGGAAAUAGAGGGCAUUUUGAAAAAGAAAGAAGAACUGGAAAAGCUUCAGACAGAAAACCUGAAACAAAAAACUGAAUGUGAAAACAUUAUUACAACAGAGAAAUAUUUGCUUGAAAUGUUAAGAACUGAGUUAGAUCAUAAGCAGCAGAAGGUGGAAGAUGACAGGAAGGUGAUUGAACAGGAAAGAAAAGACUUGGAGAAGACAAAGAUUGAAAUAAUGACGCAAAAAGUGCAAAUGGAGAAAGAUCUUGAGAAGGAAAUCAAAUCAGAGAGAGCGUUAAAGGUCCAGAAAAUGCAAGAGACUGAUUUAGAAAAGGAUGAAGUUGAAAAGGAGAAAUAUAUAGUUCAGAAACUAAUGGAUGAGGUAGAGGAACAGAGAAAUUAUCUAAAACUUCGAGAAGAGGAAACCAAACUUGAAAGGCAAAAGAUCAGUGAUGAAAAAGAUUUUCUCGCUCAAACUAAGACUGAACUGCAAAGAAAAAGCGAACAAAUUGGAAAUACAGAAGAUGAAUUAAAGAAGGAGAGAGAAACACUAAAGGAAAUGGAAGCUCAUCUACAAAAAGACAAAGAAGAAAUUAAGAGUGUCAUUGAAGAAACAAACAGACGAAAAGAAGAUCUGGAAAAAAUGAACACAGACAUAAAUAAACAAAAACAAGAGCUGAAGAACUGCAGAGACCUUCUAGAAAAAGAAAGAGAAGAAUUAAACCAAAAAUGGACACAGUUACAACUGAGAAUUGAUGAAUUUGAUGCUCAAGUCAGUAAACAGGAGGAAGAUUAUAUGAAGGAACAGAAAAAGAUGGAAGAAGAAAGAAAAAGUCUAGAAGAAACCAAAGCUAAGAUCCUGGAGCUGAAGACUAAAGCUGAACAGGAACAGAUUACGAAAGAAAAAGAGAAAGAAGAAGAAAUGAGAGUUAAAUCAAACAUGGAGAAGGAAAAACUUGAUCACAUAAAGAGUGAACUGGAAAGAGAGAAAACUGAAAUAGAUCAUGAGCAGAAGAAAAUGGAUGAUAACAGGAAGAUGACUGAACAGGAAAGAAAAGAACUGCAUAAGAUGAGGUCUGACAUGAUGACAGAGAAAGAGCAAAUGGAAGACAUGAGAGAAGCAAUCAAACUUGAGAGAUCGGCACUUGAACAGAAAAUGCAAAAGAUUGAUCUAGAAAAGGAUGAAAUUGAAAGGAACGAAGCAGUAGUUCAGAAAUCAAUGGAUAAAGUAGAAGAGCAGAUAAAUUAUAUUAAACUCCAGAAAGAAGAUCUUGACCUUGAAAGACAAAAGAUCAUUGAUGAAAAAUAUCUUCUAGCUCAAAGUAAGACAGAGCUGCAAAAAGAAAAUGAACAAAUCAAAUACAUGGAAGAGGAAAUUAAUAAGGAGAGAGAAACACUGAAAGAAAAGGAAGCGCAUCUACAAAAGGAAAAGGAAGACAUUGAGAGUGUCACUGAAGAAACAAAGAGACAGAAAGAGGAUCUGGAAAAGAUGAGCACAAACAUAAAUGAACAAGAACAAGAGUUGAGUAAAUACAGAGAGCGUCUAGAGCAAGAGAAAGAUGAAAUAAACAAUAAAUGGAUACCGUUACAGCAGAGAAUUGAUGAAUUUGAUACUCAAGUCAGACAACAGAAGGAAAAGGAUUUAAUGAAAGAGAUGGAAGAAGAAAGAAAAUGUCUAGAACAGACCAAAGUCAAGAUCCUGGAGCUGCAGACUAAAGCUGAGCAGGAGCAUCAAGACAUAAGCCUAAAAAUACAAGAGUUGAACACACUGCAAGAACAUAUUAUGAAAGAAAAAGAGAAAGAUGAAGAAAUGAGAGUAAAAGCAAAGAUAGAGAGAGAAGAACUUGAUCAGUUAAAGAGGGAAUUGGAACGAGAGAAAACUGAAAUGGAAAACGACAGGAAGAUGUUUGAACAGGAAAGAAAAGACCUGCAAAAGAUAAGGUCUGACAUAAUGACAGAAAGAAAGCAAAUGGAAGACAUGAGAGACGCAAUCAAAUUAGAGAGAUCAGCACUUGUCCAGAAAAUACAAGACAUUGAUCUAGAAAAGGACGAAAUUGGAAAGAACAAAGAAAUAGUUCAGAAAUUAAUGGAUGAAGUAGAAGAGCAGAGAAAUUAUACUAAACUCCAGAGAGAAGAACUUGACCUUGAAAGACAAAAGAUCAAUGAUGAAAAUUUUAUUCUAGCUCAAAGUAAGACAGAGCUGCAAAAAGAAAGCAAACAAAUCAAAUACAUGGAGGAGGAAUUAAAGAAAGAGAGAGAAACACUGAAGGAAAUGGAAGCUCAUCUACAAAAGAAAAAGGAAGAAAUUGAGAGUGUCACUGAAGAAACAAAGAGACAGAAGGAGGAUCUGGAAAUGAAUACAGACAUAACUGAACAAAAACAAGAGCUGAAGAAUUGCAGAGACCUUCUAGAACAAGAAAGAGAAGAAUUAAACCAUAAAUGGACACAGUUACAACUGAAAAUUGAUGAAUUUGAUGCUCAAGUGAGUAAACAGAAGGAAGAAUAUCUAACAGAACAAAAGGAAAUACAAGAAGAAAGAAAAGGUCUAGAAGAUAACAAAGUCAAGCUUCUGGAGCUGAAAUCUAAAGCUGAGCAGGAACAUAAAGACAUAAGCCUAAAAAUGCAAGAGUUGAACACACUGCAAGAACAAAUUAAGAAAGAACAAGCGAAAGAAGAACUUGAUCAGAUGAAGAGUGAACUGGAAAGAGAGAAAACUAAAAUAGAUCAUGAGCAGAAGAAAAUGAAUGAUGCCAGAAAGAUCAUUGAACAGGAAAGAAAUUACCUGGAGAAGAUGAGGUCUGAAAUAAUGUUACAAAGAAAGCAAAUAGAAGAAGAGAGAUCAGAGCUAGACAACAAAAUAAAACAGACUGAUCUAGAAAAAUCUAAUAUUGAGAAAAGCAAAGAAAUUGUACAGAAAUUAUUGGAUGAGGAGGAAGAACAGAUAAAUUAUAUUAAACUUCAUGAAGAAGAAUUAGAACUUGAGAGACAAAAGAUCAAUGAUGAAAAAGAUUUUCUGGCUCAAAUAAAGACUGAACUGCAAAAAGAAAGUGAACAAAUAAGAUACAUGGAAGAGGAAAUUAAUAAGGAGAGAGAAACACUGAAAGAAAAGGAAGCGCAUCUACAAAAGGAAAAUGAAGAAAUUGAGAGUGUCACUGAAGAAACAAAUAGACGAAAAGAAGAUCUGGAAAGGAUGAACACAGACAUUAAUAAACAAAAACAAGAGCUGAAGAACUGCAGAGACCUUCUAGAAAAACAAAGAGAAGAAAUAAAUCAUGAAUGGACAGAAUUACAACAGAGAAUUGAUGAAUAUGAGCGGUCAAAGACUGAGUCUAUGAGGAAUGUUCUGGAGGAGACCAGAAUGAAAGACGAAAAAACAGAAAUGGAAGAAAAACUUAAACAGGCUAACAAGGAAUAUGAAAGUGUCAUAGAAGAAACAAACAGCAGAAGGGGUGAACUAGAGAAAAUCAUGUUUGAUAUAUCACAACAAAAUCAAAAGUUUGAGACAGACAAAGAUCUUCUGCAAAAAGAUAGAAAUAACAUUGAAAAGGAAAGAGAAGAUUUGCAAAGACAUGCUGAUGACCUGGAGACACACAUGACAGAACAAAAAGAAAAAGAAGAGAUGAGUAAAAGAUCAAUGGAUGAAGAGAAGAAGCUUCUUGAGCACAAGGCUGGUGAAAUCCUGAGACAGAGAAAUGAAUUAGAGAAAGAAAAAGACGACACGACGAAGAAGUGGAAUGAGCUGGAUGUUCUCCAGAAGACAUUACAAAAACAAAGAGACGAAAUUGAAGAAAUCAAAAAUGACUUACAGACUGAAGAGGCUGAAAUUAAUCAACAGCAGCAAAGACUGGAGAAGAGUAUAAGAGCUGUGAAUGAGGAGAGGAGAGAUCUGGAGAACAUGAGGAAUGAUUUUGAAAAAUACAGACAACAAAUGGAAGAAGAGAUGAGAGUAAAAACAAAGAUGGAGAGAGAGGAACUUGAUCAACUGAUGGCCAAGAUACUGAUAGAACAAAAAGAAACUGAUAGGAGCAAGGAUAUGAUAGACCAUCUAAAGAAGGAAAUGGAGCACACAAAAGCCAAACUCAAUGCUCAAGAGGAGCAAAUCAAACUGGAAUUGCAAAUAGUGCAAUAUGAGAGGCAAGAUCUGGAACAGUCCAAGGCUGAAAUCAAGAGCCAGAGUGAUGAAACCAAGAUCAUGAAAGAGCAGACACACCAGUUAGAAAAAGAGAAAGAUUUGUCUGAAACAUUAAAAGAAGAACGUCAAUCUGGACAGCUUCUUCAACAGAAGAGAGAAGAAAUGGCCUCUCAAGGAAAACAGAUACAGAUAGAUGAAGUCAACAGACUCUUGUCUGAGAUUCAAAGGGAAAGGGAAGCACUUGAAAGAAACAAAAAAAUCCUUGAACAUCAGAGAGAGGCACUGGACGAGAUGAAGAGAAAACAACCAACACAGAGGCUGCAAUUAAUUUUGGUUAGUUCUGCUACACAAACAUCUAAACUAGAAGACAUACCUGUUGGUGACAUUUCAGCCCCUCAGGAACAAAUUGUUGAGGAACACACAGGCAUUCAUAAGGAAUAUACAACUUUCAUAACAAAAGGGACGGAAGAUGAAUUAGAGAGAAUGAGAGAUCAUGAGGACACAGAGCUCAAAAUGAGAAGUGAAGAAACUGAAAUGGACUCAAGCCAAGAAGACAAUGCACUGACAACAGAAUAUAAAGAUAUACCUGAUCCAUCCAUGGCAGUAAAGUUGGAGUUCAAUAAAGAUGAAGCCGAUGGCCUUACUGAAACGUUGAUGACUGAGAAGAGGGAACUAGAAAAGACAAGACUUGUUUUACAGAGAGACCAGAAAGAGACUGAGACAAUGAGACAACACACUGACAGAGAGAAGAAGAAUCUGGAGAAAUAUAAAGCCGCUCUUGAAAAACAAUAUGAAGAGAUGGAGUUAUGCAGACAGAAUAUGGAAAAUGAAAGAUCUGAGCUGGAAAUGACUCGAGAUAAAAUUAAGAUGGACAUGGAAAAAAUUCUAAUGGAGAUCAAGAGCAAGCAGGAGAUUAUAGAAAACAUGGAAGUUCAACUUCAAGAAAAGAAGAGAGAAAUGGAAACCAUCUCUGUUGAGAUGAACCAGAGACAAGAGGAGUUGGACUUCAUAAAUACAGAGAUAAAAAGAAAGAGACAAGAGAUGGUGGACACCAAAGAAAUGGAGGAACAUGAGUUAACUGACAUACUUCCAGAGAGAGAGGAGUCUAUAAAAAGACACCUGGAGGAAAUACAGAACCAAAAGGAGGCAUUACGGAAGGAGAGGGGUGAAGUUGAAAAAAUACUCACUGGGCUGCAGAAGGAGCAAAUGGAAAUGGAGAUGCGUCAGGCAAUGCUGAACUCAGAAAGAAAUGAACUGAAUAGAAUGAGAGUCGAUCUGGAGACACAAAAAGAGGAGUUUAGGCUUAUGCAACAAAACAUAGAGACAGAAAGAGACAAGCUGGAAUCAAGGUUAAGGAGAGCAGAGGACAUAGAGAGACUUUUGGAUGAUGUACUGAAAGAAAAGGAAAGGGUAGAAGAAAUGGCAGCUCAACUUGUCAAAGAACAGGCAGAGUUUAAAAUGAUUAUUACUGAGGCAAAUAAAUGGAUAAACAAGAUUAAACAGAUUGAGGAGGAAAUUAAAACAAAGCAAGAAGAAAUGGAGCACAUUGAAGAACUGAGACAAAAAGAGCUUCAUCAAAGGAGAGCAGAAUCUGAAAAAAUGAAGACUGAAAUUGACAAUGAAAAAGAAGAAAUUCAGAAGAUACGAAAGGAAUGUGAGAGAGAAAAACAUGAACUGGAGCAAAUAAAAACAGAUUUGCAGAAAGAAGAACCACAGAAAACCAAUGCAGAAGUGCAAUAUGAUGAAACACACAGUGUUAUGCACACGUUGAAAGAAGAGAAAGAAGAAAUAGAAAGGAUGAAAGCUGACCUCCAGAAUGAGCAGAGAGAAAUUGAAAACCUGAUGGACAUUAUAAAAAGAGAGAAGGGCGAGCUGGAAAAGAAGAAAGUUGAAAUGCAGCAAAUUGCUGCAGAAAUAAGGGACACAGACAGUGAUAAGAACUUACAAAAUGAAAUUAUGCAGAUUGAAGCAAUCCUCAAUGAAACCAAGAGACAGAAGAAUGACCUGGAACAGAUGAAUGACAAUUUGAACAGGGAAAAAUCAGAACUGAAAAGCACUUGUCAGUUUCUAGAAAAAGAAAAGAGAGAAGCAGAAACUAGAUUACAGGAUAUGGUGAGUGAACUGAAUAUUAAGCUUAAGGAAUUAGAAAAUCUACAGAAGUUCAAAACAGAGGAUAGAGAGGCAGAGAAGAAAAAUCUGGAGAAAUUUAAGGAUGAGAUGGCUAAAGAACGUGAACAAAUUAAAAGGGAAAAUGAAGAUUUAAGAAUGAGAAGAGACGAGCUGCUGCACAUGAAAGACGAAAUUCAAAAGCAGACAAAAGACCUAGAAGAAAUAAUGAACAAAGUGACAAUGGAGAAGAGUGAGCUAGAACAAGAGAGGUGUGAAAUAAACAAACAAAAACAACAACUGGAAGACAUUGGGAAAGCUGCAGAAAUAAAGUGGGUUGAGACACAGGUAGCCACUGAAAGGUCCAGACAAGAUGACGAGGACAUGCAAAUCUUAAAAACUGAGAGAAAAAGAAUAGCACAUCUGAAUGAUCAAUUACUGAAAGCGAAAGAGGAUGUUGAAACCACCAAAGAGAGAAUUAAUAGAGAGAUGGAACAUACUGAAAAGAUGCAAAGCCAAUUAAAUGACCAAAAAGAAGAGAUCAAGUUUCAAAAACAAAUAUUAGAAGAUGCAAGGACUGAGAUUCAUGACAAGACAAAUGCUCUAGAGAAAAGUAUGCAGGACUUACAAAAAGAGAGGGAAAAUCUAAAUGCUUUAGUUAUUCAACAACAAAAAGAAAGAGAAUAUAUGGAUAAACUAGCAGAAGAAAACAAAAGAAAAGAGAAGCAUGCUGAAGUUGAGAUACAAAGACAGUUAGAGGACAUAGAAAAUGACAAGGUGAGGUUGGCAAAAGAAAGGAAUCAAAUUGAACAGACGAAUGCAGAAAUACAGACUAAACAUAAAGAGCUAGAGAAAAUAAUCAGACAACAGCAAGAGGAGAUUGAAAUCAUGCAAAGAGAAAGAAAGGCUUUGGAGAAAAUGAAUGCUGAGCUAGAAAAGAAAACCACUGAAAUGGAAAAUAAGAGAGAGAAAGUAACUCUCUGGGAAGCAGAUAUACAGAAACAGAAAACCAAAGUAGAAGAGCUAAGGAACAUCUUAGAAAGAGAGAAAAGUGAACUUGACAAAGAGAAAGCCGAAGUAAAACAAGAAAAACAAGAGAUGGAAAACAUUCUGAAAACCAUCAAGAGUGAGUUGGAAGACCUAGAGCAACUUAGAAAUAAAUCUGAGGAAGAGAAGAAAGACAUGCUGAACAGACUGUUAACAGAAAAACAUGAAAUGGAUCAAUUAAAAACCGAGUUACAGUUGGAGAAGAAGAUCAUUGAAGAGGAAAAGAAAAUGCUGGAGCAGUUGAUGAACGAAACUGAAAAUAAAAGAUCUCAACUGGACAGCAACAUUGUGCAAAUGAACAUGGACAAACGAAAUAUUCAAAAAGAAAAAGACUCGCUGGAGGAGAUCAAGGCAGAUUUACAAAGAAAGUCUGAAAAGCUUAAUGAGGAAAUCAGGAAAACAGACCAAAUCACCUCUCAAAUCAGUAAAGACCAAGAGAACAUUCCAAAGAGACUGGAAGGCAUGAGAAGAAAAGAAGAAGAGCUCAGUACUAUGCGUGCCGAAAUCGAAAGGCAGACAAAGCUUCUGCAAUCAGAUCUACUGCUACUUCAGACACAAAAAGAGAACUUAGAAAAGAGCAAAGCAGAGAAUGAGACUCUAAGAGAAGAUCUUGAAAAGCAAAAAGAAAAGAAUGACUUGACAAUGCAAGAACUGCACAAAGAGAGGCUGGCCUUGGAGCAGAAGAUUACUGAUAUAACACAGCUAAGAGACACAGUGGAAAGCACACAGAAUGAAAUACGACUUAAAGAACAGGAUCUGGAAAACAAAGAAAGAGAACUUGACAUGCAAAGAAAAGAUGUAGAUAACCUAAGAAACAUUGUGAUGGCUGAGAAAAUGCAGCUGGAAAAGAGGCGCAAUGUUAUGAAUCAACAGCAGCAGGAGGUUGAUGACUUGAUGAAUGAAAACAGAAAAAUGAGAAAUGAUUUGGAGAGCAUGAAAACUCAUCUGGAACAAGAGAGACAACAACUACAAGAAAACAUCAAAACAUUUGAAGAUCAGAAGAAUGUUUUUGAUCAAAUCAAAGUUGAUGCAGAGCAACAGACCGAUGAGCUUGAGAAAAUCACAGCAGAUACAAAGAGGGGAAAGGAACCUCUUGGAAAGGAAAGAGAGAAGACUGAUGCUUUGAAGAAAGAAAUCCAGAGUAAGAAAGAUGAACUGCAAAACUUAAAUUUUGAGAUUGAAAAUCCCAAGCAAGAAAUGGCAGAAAACAGAGAUCAGUUUGAAAAAGAGAUGGAAAAUUUAAAGCAGAAAAGAGCAGAUUUACUGACAGAUAUUGAUCAGCGAGCCGAGACCAAAAUAAAGAAGAAAGAUGUAAAAACAGCAGUGGAGAGUGAAAAACAGAUCCAAGCUGCUUUACAAAUGGUCAGGGAGGACACUGAAGAAGAAAAGACAGAUGCUGAAUUGCAGGCUGAUCUCCAGAAACAGAUAGAUGAACUAGAAGAACUGAGGAACACAAUUGACGUGGAAAAAAAUCAGAUUGAAAAGAAAAAGCUCACAUUAGAUCAACAGCAGCAGGAAUUAGAAGACAUCAUGACGGUCAUCAAACGAGAGAGAGAUGUGCUUGAGAAAGAGAAGUCUGAAAUUGAUGAACACAGACAUAUCCUCAAUAAAAAUAUGCAGACAAAACAAGAAGAGCUUGAAAAGCUUAAUAAUGAUAUUCAAAGGGACAAAAAGGAGAUUGAAAACAGCAAAAAGAUAACUGAGAGUGAAAAAUAUCGUAUCGAAAAGGAGAGAGCUGAUUUAAACAGACUGAAGAAAGAGGCUGAAGUCAGCAAACAAAGUGUACAACAUGAGAGAACUUUGCUGCAACAAGAUAAAGACAUGAUACAGAAAGAAAAAGAGGACAUGGAAGGCGUUUUAGAUGAAAAGACGAGAACAAUGGAGGAACUGCAAGAGCAAAUAAACAGACAAUUAUCUGAAUUAGAGAUGGUAAACAUGGAGAUUCAAAUAAAGAGACAGGAAGCAGAAAUGCAUCGCUUACCAGAAGAGAUGAAAACAAAAGAUCAUUCAAAGAGGGAUGCUGAUGUCCUAAGAGAGGAAGUAGAAGUACAGAAACAAAAAACAGAUGAACUUGAGAUAUAUCAAAUGAAGACCACCUCAGUCGAUGCUGAAACACAAACAUGUUUGGAUGACUUUAAGAAAACAGAUGAUAGCAGACAAAAGGAAUUAGAAGACGAAACAACGGCAACAAAGAAAAAACAACCCACUGUGACAAAGUCAAAAGACAAGCAUGCAUCUGAAGUGCGAGAAAUAAUGGACUCUUUAAACAAAGAAAUUGAAGAUUUGGAGAGAAUGAAGACAAUGAUGAAAAAAGAGAGACAUGAACUGGAACAAGCAAAAGCUGACAUCCAAAGGCAGAGGGAAGACUUUGAGAGAAAUAUGAAGGAAGUCAUGAAGGAGAAGUCAAGAAAUGAAGAAAAACUGCUACGACUUACACAAGACAAGGAGGAUUUAUCAAACAACCUUGAUAAGAAAAAUAAGGAAAUAGAGAGCAUCACAGAAACAUUCAUGAGAAAGUUGGGACAACUGGAAAAGACCAUAGCGUCACUGAAAGAAGAGAAGGAAAACAUUGAAAAUGAGUUACUUCAACAAAAGCAAAAUGAGCAGGAGACACUAAAAAUCAAGGGAAAAACAUAUGAUACUUCCAUUAGAAGUGACAGGGAUGCUGAGAAAGUCACAUACAAAAAAGCACUGGAACAAGUACAAGACACUAAAGAGGAGAAAAAGACAGACAGAGACAGCAGUCUGGAACUGACUGAGAUUUAUUGGGCCAAAACAGAUGGAGAAACAGAUGCAAAAACCUCCAAAACUGACGCCCAAAGAGAAGUUCUUCAGCUAAUGGAUGGCGCGACCCUAGAACGAGAUGAGCUAAACAUCAUGAGAGCUGAACUACAGAGGCAACAUGACGAAAUGGAGAACAAAAUGAAGAUCAUUCAAACUGGCCUUCUUGAGAUGGAGAAGGCAAAGGAUCACCUGCAUAAAUUGAGGGAUGAAUGUAAAACCGCUGAAGAAGAAAAGUCAGUGAUCAUGGAGAGUCUCGAGAGGAGGAGGAACAGCCUGGAAAAGGUUCAAGCUGAGCUACUGAGACAUACUGAGGAGAUUGAGCAUCUCACACGAAGCUAUGAAUGCAAAAGUAGAGAACUGCAAAAAAUUGAGACUGACAUACAAAGACAGGCAAGGACUGUGAAGACUCAACAGGAAACUAAUAUUCAGAGUGAACAAGAAGACCAAGAAGUAAUAGCGACUACAAAAUCCAUUCAAGAACAUACAGAGGAUGUUAAGCAGAAGAGAACUCAAGAGACACAAACUGAAGACCAGGAAAGAGAUGCUCUACCACAGUAUGAAGAGAUAGAUGCAAUGAAAAGGAGAAUACAGGACAUGAAAGAUGAACUUAAGAACAGAUUACAAGACCUAAAGAGGAAGGAACUGGAAAGACUCGGAAUGCAAAGAGAAAAAAUCGAGUUGGAGCUACGGAAAGCUGAAAUGGAAAGAUAUAAUGAAGCCCUCCAGCAUGAGAGAGAAACUGACAGACUCAAGCUCAUAGAAAAGGAAAAGGAAAUACUUCUGUUAAGGGAGUGUAUGCUGAUUGAGAUCAAUCGACUGAAGAGCGAAGAAACAGGAACAAGUAGUCAGCACUUGGAGAUUAUGGAGCGCCUCAUUAGUGAUGCAGCAGUAAGAGUGGACAGAUUCAGACGGGUUACGGACAGAGCCGUGCAAACGCUGAUGCUGGAAGGAGAUGGAGAGCAGUUUGGAGGAGCUCAAAGAGUGACGAUUGAACAGAUGGAAAGUGUCAGUGGAAGGAUGGAGAUUUCUAUGCAUGUCCUGAGUGAAGACAGGGAGGAAGGAGCGAGAGGAGAAUCCCAGAGAGGGGGCGUAGUCGGGCCAACUUCACGGAGAUUGCGGCUAUUGCACUGGAUCAGACGGUGCUGCUGUCGCUGCUGUCCCAGAAACACUGUGGAGGACACCGAGGACAUUUUAUAAACACAGGUCUUGUUCAUUUAGAAGUACAUUUUCAUAUGGAAUUUGACAAAAACUGAGAAGCAUGUCCUAAACAAAUACAAUCCAUGCAUUAUCAGUAUUUUAUGUAUAUAUUUAUACGUAGCAUUCUGUGGGAGUAAAACCCCCACAACAUUUUAGUAGUGUCAACAAAAAAAAAUAAAAAAUACUGGAUAACAUAACUAUUUAGUAAUAUAAUUACAGAUUAUUUGCAUAGUACCAAAUGUUUAAUGUUUAUCACAGUUUAUAUAAUCCAAUAAAUCAGUUUUGCUUUUUCAAAACUCAACACAGAUGCUUGCAUAAGCCAGAAUGAAUCUUUCAUUAUUACAUACAGUACAUCUAUGCAAUUAACUCCUUAAAUAACUCAUUAGCAUAAUGUGUGUGGUGCGUGUGUGUAUGCAUCUUCUGUUUUCACUAAUGUGUCAGUAAAACACUCUGGGUCAAAUGAUCCUGAAAUUAUCGGUUUUGAUUUCUCAUGACAACUUGAUAUAAUUAUUUUGUGUUUGGGUUCUUACACUUAAUCCUAAAUAUUUCCAGAAGGAACUGAAGUGUUGUGCACUGUUAAUUGGCAACUUUGGAAAUUUCUGCACAGUUAUCUGUGUAAAGCAAAGCUCACCUGUAAUGUUCAAGGUAAUAUCUGCACAUUCCUUUGGGGAAGAGAAGAGUGCAGAUGAAUGUGAGAGGAUGGAUAUCCUAAUCUUACGACUGCACCAGCAUGAGUGCUCGAGGUCGUGUUUGUUGCAUUCACAUUCUUGCAGCUCGGCAUGAUGGGAGUGUUGCAGAUGUGCCCUAUAUAACACGGAUGCACAGAAGCUGCAGUGAGCGAUGGAUUUCACAAGGAUCCACAGUAUGCCAAGGAGUGAACUACACUGGUAGGAUAAUUACAAAGGCCAUUUAAUUACCAACUGAACACAAGGAGAGCUUUGUGAAUUUUAACCCAGUUUAAAAAUGAUGCAAUGGAUUUUUAGAUGAUAACACCAACAGGUCCAUUAAGAGGAUCAAACACCCAUGAGUUCCAAAACAAUUCUAUUCUAAUUUAAUAAGUAUAUCCCAGACUCAUGUAUGCACACACACAUACACACAACAUAUUGUUUUCAAAGUACUGCUUGAAUUUGUGUCACACACAAACAACAUAGUAUUUGCAAUGUCUUGCUUUGGAAUUAAAUAAACGUACAUUUGAACCUAAAACUUUUGUAAUGU
This is a messenger RNA of Sinocyclocheilus anshuiensis, 27609 nucleotides long. Its product is annotated as extracellular matrix-binding protein ebh-like. The transcript has 2 exons. The record is from RefSeq and is a predicted model, not a curated record. The annotation marks the transcript as partial. Lineage: Eukaryota; Metazoa; Chordata; Actinopteri; Cypriniformes; Cyprinidae.